Messenger RNA from Nomascus leucogenys (northern white-cheeked gibbon), 834 nucleotides. RefSeq names its product chromosome X CXorf65 homolog (gene CXHXorf65). NCBI's taxonomy places the organism in Eukaryota, Metazoa, Chordata, Mammalia, Primates, Hylobatidae. The record is from RefSeq and is a predicted model, not a curated record.
AUCCACAACUAUCAACAGCUCUCUCCUGCCUGUCCAGCCUGGGCAUCCUCAGCCUAUGAAAUCCAUCUGCCUCUCCAGUCCACCAACCCUAUAGGCCUAUUUGCCCCACACGAGGCCUCCAGAACACCCUCCUUCUGCAUGACUCAUCAGGGCACUUUGUGAAGAGUGAGGCGAUCUUGAGGGCAUGUUCAUCUUCAUCAAACAUGGAGAUAAUCAGCAGUUUCUGGUCAAUACCAACUGUGCUGUCGUCGUGUUGCUGUAUUACAUCUGCAGUAAAGUAAAGUUGCCUAAAACAAACACCAUCGAUUUGUGUGAACAAAUGGGGAAAAUGAAGAUGCUUUUCCUGAUGAAGCCCAACCAUGCAGAGUAUGCCAGCAAAUACCUUACAGCUCGAAGCACCUACUACGUUUGUAAGGUGGAGCGUGGGCCACCAGGAACCAGGCUGGAGAAUGCUUACACAGCUUUUGUGCCUCUUCUCAAGAAUCCGGAGCCUUGGCUGCUUGUUGCACUGCGCAUACAAUGUGAUGCCCUGGAGAGGAGACGAAUUCAAAUACUUAAAAUGAAAGAAGCCAAGAAGGUCGUUAUAACUGAACCCCCUGCAAGUGUUCCGUCCAAGCAAUCAGGACAAUCAGACAAAAAGAAGUCCACUCGCAAGUCUCCGACCUUUGGGAACAGACCAGACUUCAGGAAGAAUAAAGGUCGCCAACUCAAUAAAACCACCAAGCAAAAGAAGUAAUACUAGGUGUGAAAUUACUGGAAUUUAACGUGAGAUUUCUUUUUCUAGAAAGACUGCUUCUCCCAAUAUCUGCACUAAGGGUUGAGUAUGUACGCCCC